Messenger RNA from Cephus cinctus (wheat stem sawfly), 1825 nucleotides. RefSeq lists its product as uncharacterized. The transcript is spliced from 6 exons. Bases 482 to 916 code for a protein of 144 amino acids. The record is from RefSeq and is a predicted model, not a curated record. NCBI's taxonomy places the organism in Eukaryota, Metazoa, Arthropoda, Insecta, Hymenoptera, Cephidae.
UCUGCGGCGCAUAGGUCCCUGGGUUCUUGGCAUUCUGCAGCAACAGACAUACAUCCGAGAUUCAGGUUCUUUUAAUUAUUAGCAAACACGUGAGCGAGCAGAGGAUGAAUCACGGCAAUACUCCUGAACAGUGUGGAUCACUGGAGAGCGUAAUGUGGGAUCUAUAAUGCGAGAAGAAAAAUAAUUAAUGAUCUAUAAAAUGUGUCUGAAAGAUCAAAGAAAGAAAAAUUAUAUAAGUUGGAGCAAUAAUACAGCCUCCUAUUAUCACAGAAUGGAUUUAACCAUUACCUGCUAAACGGUGGCUUUGCGCAUUUAUGAAGAUCUGCGAUCAAUCACGUACCAUGAUACCGGGAUUAAAAGCAGCCGACACAAUCACAGUAGGACACAUUCGAUAUCGACUCAUCGAACUGAACCAAAGUGCAUUGCUUACACUAUUGAACCUUCUACGUUUUACUCUCGUUUGUCAGAAUAAAAUAAUACAAUGAGAGCAGAGAUGCAUUGCACGGCUGCAAUUGUGAUUGGAUUUUUCUGUCUAAUAAUGGGCAAUUCUUUAUUAGCUGAAGAGCACUCAAAACCUGGACAGGAAUUUAUUCAAACUUUGCCAGAGUGUGAGAGACCAGAUUUCAUCACCUUUGAACUCGGCCGUGGUUAUACUCAGUCUACUACCUAUUCUGGACGUUCCUAUGAUGACUUUGAGUUUCCGGAUGCCCUUGACAUUGACAAUAAGCUCAUUCAGAAGUUCCAGAGUCUUGAUGUCCCUCAGAACUUCACUACGAAUCUAUACAGCAUGGUGCAGACUAAAUUUUCACUGGACAAUGAGCAGAUCCGCACCUUGAUUCUGGAACGUUCCGUAUGCUCUAACAAUUACAUGUGCAUCAGUAUUGAGGACAUUGGUAAUCUCUGCUGUCCCUUCUAAGCACAAUAAUCAUAAAAUUCAAUAACUACGUCUAAUUCUACUACAAAAAUAUUUGCAAGCAUCAAGUAGUGGAAGUGCAGAUGUAACUGCCAACUGCAGACAAUAAAUACAAAUUAUAUCAGUAUUCCGAUGUUACGUAUAAUUACACAACAUACAAAUAUAUCCGUCUACACGAUGAGGGAGUCCGAUAAAAUUGGAGAGUGAGAUGAAUGGAAAUUUGUGGGAACGGGCGAGUGAAAGAGAAAAAGAUAAUGUACGAAAAAGAGUGAAUAAAAGAAAAAGAAUAAAAAUAAAACAUUUAAAAGAAAUAGUCUUCUUGUGGCUUAAUUACAUACAUACUUGUACGUAUAACUUGAUACUAACUAACAUUAGGACUUAAUCGAGUGUAUUUUAUCUGUUAAUUAAUCAUGAUCAUCUCACUUCAAUCGUACGAUAAGUAUUCACACAUGUAGAAUCGGAAGGUGUCAGAGCUUUUAGCUGACUCUUCAUUCUACGUUUUGUUCUCCUCGCAUACAAAAAUAAAGAGAUACAAAUGUCUCGCGUUGUUUGCAUUAAAAUACAUCAUACAUUAUGUAUAACGGACGACAGACCGUAUUGUGUGCAAAUACAUAUUACAUUAAUUACAAACGAGCGUAAGAGAGCGAGAAAGUGAGACAGAGAGCAUUACAUGAGAAUGUGAUGUCUACUAGAAAAAGAAAGAAAUGAGACCAUGCGAUACAAAGAUCAUCGUUUAAUUCUAACAUUGAGUUAAAACGAAAAAAAAAAAGAGAAAUAGAAAGAAAAAACAAAGUCAUUAGAUAAACCAUAAAAGUACUAAAUAACCCAUCUUGAGAUGCGCAAGAUAAGAAGAAUCUUGCAAAAGAAAAAGAAAGUGAGAGAGAGACAGAGAGAGAGAGAGAGAGAGAAAGA